CAUUUCCAUAAUACACAGAGUGAGAAAAAGGAACUACAUAAAUAACCAUAUUUUCCCUUCCCUUGCUGAACUGUUAAAAGUUCUUUCAAGGGGAGGAGUGGGGAAGAAUGGUAGAGAAAACCCAAUGCAGAUGUCUAAUUAGUUCAGUAAAACUAGGGGUUUCUUUGGUUUUCCUUCUUUCAUUCACUUGUCUAUCCAAGGCUUUUGAUUACAAGGAUGCUCUGAAAAAGAGUGUUCUGUAUUUCGAGUCACAACGAUCCGGUCGAUUGCCGUAUAAUCAACGGGUACACUGGAGAGAUCAUUCUGGACUUACUGAUGGAUUGGAACAAGGGGUUGAUUUAGUUGGAGGAUAUUAUGAUGCUGGCGAUCAUGUAAAAUUUGGUUUACCCAUGGCUUUCACUGUCACAAUGCUUUCAUGGAGUGUAAUUGAGUAUGGCGAACAAAUCGCCAACUCUGGUGAAUAUGAACACGUACUUGAAGCCAUCAAAUGGGGAACAGAUUAUUUCAUUAAAGCUCAUACUUACCCGAAUGUGUUUUGGGCUGAGGUUGGAGAUGGUGACACUGAUCAUUAUUGUUGGCAACGACCGGAAGAUAUGACAACAUCUAGACAAGCUUAUAAAAUCGACGAAAAUAACCCGGGAUCAGAUCUUGCUGGAGAGACUGCAGCAGCAAUGGCAGCAGCUUCUAUCGUCUUUAGGAAGUCUAACCCACAUUACUCUCACUUACUCUUACAUCAUGCUCAACAAUUGUUUGAAUUUGGAGACAAGUAUAGAGGAGCAUAUGAUAGAAGUGUAGAAGUGGUGAAAAGUUACUAUCCAUCAGUGAGCAGUUAUAAAGAUGAAUUGUUAUGGGGAGCUUUGUGGUUGUACAAAGCCACCGACAAUAUGAAUUACUUCAAGUACAUAAUCAAUAAUUCUCAUGAAUUUGGUGGCACUGAAUGGGCUAUUACUGAAUUCAGUUGGGAUGUUAAGUAUGCUGGCAUUCAAAUUCUUGCUUCCAAGUUGUUGAUGGAUGGAAUUCAUGAAGAUCGUCAUACUCAAAACAUUCUUGAGCAAUAUCGUUCCAAAGCCGAGCACUAUCUAUGCUCGUGUCUUGGUAGAAACAAUGACAGCAAUGUGGAGGUAACACCAGGGGGGCUUUUAUUCAUCCGAAAAUGGAACAACAUGCAAUAUGUAUCGACUUCGGCUUUCCUUCUUACCGUAUACUCUGAUUAUCUUAAAAACGCAACUCAAAAGCUCAACUGCAACGGAGAAAUGGUAAAACACCAAGAUUUGUUUGCAUUUGCAAAAUCUCAAGUCGAUUACAUAUUGGGUUCUAAUCCAAUGGGUAUGAGUUACUUAGUCGGGUUUGGACCCAGAUACCCUAGAAGAGUGCACCAUAGAGGUGCAUCCAUCGUUGCAUAUAAAAGAAGCAAAGGGUUCAUUGGUUGUACGCAAGGGUAUGACUAUUGGUACAGUAGAAAUGAACCAAACCCAAAUGAAGUAAUCGGGGCUCUUGUCGGUGGACCGGAUAGCCAUGACAAUUUCAACGACCAUCGCGGAAAUUACAUGCAAACUGAAGCAUGUACGUACAAUACUGCUCCAUUGCUUGGAAUUUUUGCAAAACUACACCAACUAGAUGAGGGCAAAAACACAUCUCAAUAUUCAUCUUUUGCUUCUUAUUAGGAUUACAAGUGUCUAAAAUACAAAUAUAUAAAAUAUGUAGAUUGAAAUUGUACUUUGUUUUCGUAUAAGUUUGUUUUCGGUGGCUUAAUAUGUGGCCUGAACUAUACCACCGUUCCAUACAUAUUUACAGAUUACAGCAGUUGAGACUUGAGAGAACUGAAGAUUUUAGUUUUGUAAAUUUGGUUACUGUUAAUGAAGGUUUUGAUUGUCUUCCAAUUUGA
Papaver somniferum (opium poppy) is the source of this 1885-nucleotide messenger RNA. Its product is annotated as endoglucanase 11-like. Bases 108 to 1664 code for a protein of 518 amino acids. Gene Ontology annotation, biological process: carbohydrate metabolic process. The transcript is spliced from 5 exons. Lineage: Eukaryota; Viridiplantae; Streptophyta; Magnoliopsida; Ranunculales; Papaveraceae. The record is from RefSeq and is a predicted model, not a curated record. Gene Ontology annotation, molecular function: hydrolase activity, hydrolyzing O-glycosyl compounds.